Molecule: messenger RNA, 2590 nt
Organism: Carassius auratus (goldfish)
Lineage: Eukaryota; Metazoa; Chordata; Actinopteri; Cypriniformes; Cyprinidae
Exons: 10
Coding region: 341-2200 (619 amino acids)
Source: RefSeq, a predicted model, not a curated record
AAUUCCAAAAUACGUUUAUGUUUGCGCGAAUCAUUUUUUGACUGACUGUUUUGAGAACGAGGGUCAAUUCAAAGCAGGUCUUGCUUCAAAGUUAAUCCUCAAGUCUGGAUCGUUGCCUACUGUUCGCGAUGCAACGUCACCUUCAGAAGAAGUAAGUGUAUUUCAUGUUUUUUUAGAAAAUAGUCAUUUCAGUCGAUGUCAGCCAGUUCAAUAACAAAUGCGUCUAAAGUUGUUGUCGUCGUCGUAGAAAAUCUGACUGUGUAUAUAAUGUAAACCUUGUUUGUAAAGUGUGUAUCCACACGUAUAUAAUUUUUUAAAGAUAUUGUAUUAAAAACCGUGUAUGUUUUCUGUAAAGACAAGACAUCAAAAUUGCUAUGUUUAUACAAAGGCCAGCACAUCGACACGAAGCUGUAGAACGAGGGAUAUUGGCGUGCAGACAGAAACAUCAAAGCUAUGCAGUGUUGGUACACAACUGUCAAUGAGGACGCUUCAAACACACCACAGGAGUGUCUGUGUCCAGACAGAGACAACAUUGUCAAGUUUUGAUGUUAGCACAAAAUUAGUUUCUCAUACAGCUGUUGCGUCUUCCACGCCCCUCAAGACUUCAUCAAAAAGACCUUGUCUGGACCUUGAGGAAGAUGAAGAUAUCCUGCAGGAAUGCUCUUCAAUACUAACAUCACAAGAGACUGAUGUCACAUUUAAUCCUGCAGAGGCAGACACAUCAAUAACAGAGCCAAAAGACUUGUCAGCUCAAGAAUCCAGCCCUAUUCAAAACAUUUGUAAAUAUAUUGUCUAUGAGACCUGCAUCAUGGAACUGUUUGAUGUGUGCCCGGUAUGUCAUAGAAGCUGUCAUAUAAGAUCACAAAGGAUUGGAACAUUUCUACGUGUUGAACAACUCUGCCACCAUUGUCAGUUCUCACGGAAAUGGAACAGUCAGCCGAUUUUGGGCAGUACUCCAGCUGGAAACCUUCACCUUUCUGCUGCUGUGUAUCUCAGUGGUGCUUCAUUUUUCACAAUUGAAAAGAUAUUUGCAGCUAUGAAGUUACAUCUUUUCAAGUACGACACCUUUCGUCGUCAUGCACGAAUGUGCAUUGAGCCUGCUAUUGUUUACAAAUGGAGAAACUGGCAGGAUGAGAUGCUACAGCUGUUGGCUCAAAGGGAAAAGGUCAUUGUUGGAGGAGAUAUGAGGGCUGACUCACCAGGGCACUCUGCCAAAUAUGGCAGUUACACAAUGAUGGACCUGGAGACAAACACCGUUGUUGAUGUACAACUCGUCCAGAGUAAUGAAGUGGGAGGAAGUUACCACAUGGAAAAGGAAGGUUUGAAGAGAGGUCUUGACUUUUUGGAUGCUCAUGGAGUGACUCUGGACUGCAUUGUGACUGACCGACAUCCGCAAAUACAAAAAUUCCUCAGGGAACGCAAUAUCAACCAAUUCUAUGAUGUCUGGCACAUAGAGAAAGGAAUUUCAAAGCAGCUGGAAAAAGUGUGCAAGCUAAAGGGUUGUGAGAAAAUACGUAAAUGGUUGCAUAGUAUAAAAAACCACAUCUAUUGGACUGCUGCAUCAUCAAGCAGUGGACCUGAAAGAGUGGCUAAAUGGAUGUCUAUGCUAAACCACAUGCAAAAUAAGCACACACAUGAAGACAGCAAUUUUCCAGCAUGUCUACAUGGAACAAGGAGAAGUCGAGACACAAAAAAGUGGCUAGCUGCUGGAACACUGCCAUGUCUCAAGUUGGAGAAAGUUCUCUCCAACAAGAGAAUUGUGAAGGAUGUUGCCAAGCUAAGUCCACACUAUCAGACUUCUUCUAUCGAGGUUUUCCACAGUGUAAUACUACGGUUUACACCAAAAAAUGUGGUUUUUCCAUUUCUGGGAAUGUUGUGCAGACUAUACCUGGCUGCACUACAUUACAAUGAGAAUGCCGGGCGUCCUCAAGCCACGACAGCAGCUGGUCGACCGGUGUUCAAAGUGACCUUUCCAAAGGCCAAGAAGGGAGAAUACCGGGUCAGAGAAGUAAAGACACAAGCAACAUUCAAAUAUGUGGAUGACCUGCUGGACCUCAUAUUUGAUAAAGUCUUUGUGGAUCCUGCACCAUAUGUGGAUGAUGUUUUGAGGAUACCAAUACCACCAGCAUUGUGCGCAGAGUAUGACCGGCCAGAGAAGGAGGAGGCCAUCUCUAGUAGGGUAUCUCGGUUUAAUCAAUAGGUGGUCGAAAACCUACAUAACUACCCUGGGCAUCAGGAAACUCUCUUCGAAUCCUCAGGACCACACAGGAUGGAAUCACAACUCGAACUUUUCGUCCAAGGAAACCCCAGCACCAGCUCACAAAACUCCGAUAAGCUAAAAAUCUGUAACGACUAAGGCACACACACACAUAGCCACGUUCUCAAAACAGGGUUCAAGGAUUUUUCUGUGUUUUUUUUUCUUUCAAAUAUCUAUCAUUUGUUGUCUGGAGUUGAAAUAUUUGAUAUUUAAUUGAUCAUGGUUCAAUUUUUUUUGGAGGAAUGUCCUUUUAUUAAAAUUAUUUAAUUUCUAAACUUAUUUGUACAGUUCAGUGUCUUUAUACAUAAUGUAAAUAAAAAAAUGUAUAUGCAA